Galdieria sulphuraria is the source of this 1500-nucleotide messenger RNA. RefSeq lists its product as uncharacterized. The transcript has 2 exons. NCBI's taxonomy places the organism in Eukaryota, Rhodophyta, Bangiophyceae, Galdieriales, Galdieriaceae. The record is from RefSeq and is a predicted model, not a curated record. Bases 37 to 891 code for a protein of 284 amino acids.
AAAUCAGAAUGAAUUUGUCUUUUUUCAUUGAUUGAAAUGAUGGCGUCACUGAGAAGGUUCAACGUGGUGGUAAAAAGUAUCGAUAGUUUACAAAACUAUUGGAACAAAUUUUAUAGUUUUGAGCCAAGUAAGCCAUUGAGGAGAUGUUUACACCAAUCGAAUGCUCUCCAAUUGUCCGUUGACCCAGAGGAAAAACCUAAGGACGACGAAACUAGCAAGAAGGAGUCUUCUCAAGUAGAACACAAAGAUUCUGAAACUCAAGUAAAAGAUAAAUCAAAGAAAGAAACUUGGGAGAAUUCUCAGUCCAAUCCAAUCAACACUUUCUCCAAGGUGGUACAAGAAACGAGUCCUCGACUACAGCCGGUUGAUCUAUUCCGAAAGUUUCGUAUUUGGAUGAUACUACGUGCCUUGCGUAGUAUUUGGGGAGAAGAAACCUUUACUGAAGAAUUGUUCUUAGAUGGUGCGUCGAGUGCUUUAACAACAGUUUUUGAUUGUUUGGAAAAGAAGGACUUGGCUUUGUUAGAAGACGCACUAGGAGAGGAAGUAUACAAUGCUAUGAAAGAACAAAUAGAACAGGCAAAAGAACAACCGCACUUUACAUUGAAAGAGAUAAUUGAUAAGCAAGUGUCCAACGCUUUUCGGUAUAUCGAUGUUCCAAAGAAAAUUUCUUUUGUAGCUCUAGAUGUUGAGUUUCUUAUGAAACUUGUCAUUCGAAAUCCAAUGACUCUAUCAGAAGAGAAAAGCAAACCAGAAGAAUAUUAUGGAGUCACUGAAGUUCGUUUUGAGAGUCCCCUUAGUCAAGUACCAAUAGAUCCCCAAAAGAAAAUUCAAAUAAUCAAGGCAGACUUUGUAAAGGAACCAGAUUGGAAGCUAACCAAAAUUCUAAAAUGAGUAAAUAUUUGUUGUAUUUUUAGUCUAUUGGUUGGAUAUGCUAUUUGGUUUGUUGUACUUCAAAUGAUAAAGUCUUCCAUAGUUGACAUAAAGCAUCUUUUCCUAUGUGUCAUAUAAAGAAAACCUCAAGACUUUUAGAACUUGGAAUCCUUUUAUACUUUUUGAUAUUGUUAUAUGGAAGAAUGGCUUCUGUAAAAAAGUGAUAAAUAGUGAAUCAAAUGGAUUAGCCUAUAUUAUUGUGGAUGACAAUGAAAUGAAUGAAUAUAAUUUGUUUUCCUUUAUAGACUAGAAAAAUAAUGAUAUUAUACUCUUUAUGGAAUCAGCGAUGCUUCAUCUUGUAUACAAUAUGGAUAUCUUUUUGUUCACAGAAUUAUGACUAGAAUCGUAAUUUGAAUAAAUAUUUUCUUGUGUAGUUUAGUAUAAUCGAAAUCAUUAAAUACAUCAGAUAGGUUUGGAAAUAUAGUGACAAAUGUGCUUAGUCUUUACCAAUUAGUUUGUCGAAAUGGUUUGUAAGGUCUCCUUAAAUGUGUUGAUCUUUAGUGAAAUCUGCAAAAAGCCUAUCCAAAAAUUGCCAGAUAUAAGGCCUAUGAUAAAGUUGUUCUCAUGAGA